GUUAACUCUUGAUGUUACAUCACUCACAGUGCCUGUGGGCAAGAUGAAGUGAAUCCUAUGUUCUGACUGGGCUACCUAAGCGGGCAAGAUGGGCUUGUGUUCCCCACUUGGGAUAGCCCACAUUGAUCUGGUGCAUGAAAAAUAUUGAAUCAAACCUGUACGUUCUUAAUUCUUGUAUUAUGUCAGCGAUGGAAAAGCAAAAAGGAGCAGAAGAUAGUCAAAACAAAGGAAACAAAAACGACUCUUGUGAAUUUGUUUUGCUACAAACACAGUUGGCUUUCUUUCCUUGCUCUCGAAUUAGAGAUGUGUGUUUGUGCCGCAAAGAACAGUGACUUUGCUUUGGCGGAUAAUGCUGUGGUAAUUGAUCUUUCUGACAUGAACAGUGUAACAGUGGAUGUGGAAAAGAAGGUUGUUGUAGCAGGUGCAGGUGCAAAAUUGAGUGAUGUUGACAAGGAAACUGUACGUCAUUCACUGGUGACACCUCUUGGUAGCUAUUCUGAACUGGGUGUGGCAGGGUUCACAUUGCUCGGUGGAACAGGGUUUCUGAGCAGAUCCCUUGGGUGCACUGCAGAUAAUUGUUUAGAGUUUGAACUGGUCACGUCUUCCGGAGAUGUUGUGAGAGCAAGUGAGAAUGAAAAUCCAGAACUGUUUUGGGGAAUGAAAGGUUUUGGAUCCAAUUUUGGGGUCGUUACUUCCUUGAAGUAUCGACUUCAUGACAUCCCAGAGUUUGUCAUUGGAGGCGAUCUCUAUUACCCCAUGUCUAAAGCAGCAAGCGCAUUCAAGAUUAUCCGAGACUUUCUUCGCGAGAGGGAAGAUAAUCGACUGGCUGUUUAUAUGAUGUUGCAUUUCAAGCGAGGCGGACCGCAAGCUCUUUGUCGCUUCUUGUUCAUUGGUCCUCCCAGAGAGGGAGGGGCACUACUGAUGGAGCUAACAGACCUAACAAAACCGUUAGUGAACAAAGUGAAGCCUUUACCAUUUGACGAGUUCCAGAAGAGUGGAGACUGGAUGGUACAGAGAGGAAUCACUUACUACGCUACUAUGGGAAAUUUUGUCGAAGAACUUACCGAUGACGGCAUUGAUAUCAUCUUUGAUGGGAUCAACCAAGCGCCUGAUUCGCGCAUCGUAGCAGGCAGUAACAUCUACAUAACAAGCCUUGGAGGGAAAGUCAAGGAAAUACCAGCUGAGAGUAGCCCAUAUCCCUUUAGAAAAGCAGAAUAUUGGAUUGGAAUUGUAGCUGGAACACCUGACCCCAACUUCUAUGAAGAAGUGAAAACCUGGGUGGACAGUAUGGACAGUAGACUAUCCAAAUAUGGUAUAUUCCCACAAGGCCCUGAAGCGGAAGAAGAACAUGAAAGAAUCAGGGCGCUGAAAGUCAAGUACGAUCCCGAAAACUUCUUCCAUCACAACUUAAAUAUCGAUCCCAGAAAAGAGACUCAGAAGGAUCAGCUGUAGCUUAUGCACAUGUAUGCUUUUGCACAUAUCGUUGAAUAUGGUGUGAAGGGACUAGAAUAGAGUUAAUUUUCUUUCUAUGCUGGGAUAGCAUAGAACGAUAAGCCGUGGUCAGCCAUAGCGUAGACUAGGAUCUAUGUAUACAAUUGGAAGUCUUAGUCGACGCUGUGGCUGGCCACGGCUUAUCACCCAGCCACAGCUAUAGUUUUAUUUUUAUUCUGGGCAUCCAGAUGUAUAUACUGCCGCAUAAUAAAAACAAUAGUUGCAAUAAUUGCUCACGGUCGCUGUCAGCUAUGCAAUGAGUAAAAGUUAAGGCUAUGCUAAUGACGACCAUAUGCCUCUUUAAGGAGCUUCAUGAGGUUUAUGACCGCACGAGAUGUGGACGAAAACAAAACGCGAGCUUCAAAAAUUACAGCAAGAAAAAUAAACAUGGUUGCGCGAUACGAUCGCAAGAUUGUUAUUUCUAAAGGUGUAUAGGUCAAUACAAAAUAAUAAUAAUAUUAUUAUUAUUAUGCAGUAUACAGGUUUGGAUGCUAGUGAGCUAAGCAAGAUAGGCGAAAAUUCGUAGCCUAUCUGCAUGACAGGACUGUUAACUAUAACAAUAGCUAAUACUACUUAAAUAUAAGUGAUCAAUAUAAAACGAUAAAAGUGU
Stylophora pistillata is the source of this 2101-nucleotide messenger RNA. RefSeq names its product FAD-linked oxidoreductase DDB_G0289697. Gene Ontology annotation, molecular function: oxidoreductase activity; FAD binding. The record is from RefSeq and is a predicted model, not a curated record. Lineage: Eukaryota; Metazoa; Cnidaria; Anthozoa; Scleractinia; Pocilloporidae.